Terrapene triunguis (Three-toed box turtle) is the source of this 272-nucleotide messenger RNA. Its product is annotated as proline-rich AKT1 substrate 1. Gene Ontology annotation, cellular component: cytoplasm. Lineage: Eukaryota; Metazoa; Chordata; Testudines; Emydidae. Gene Ontology annotation, biological process: neurotrophin TRK receptor signaling pathway; negative regulation of TOR signaling; negative regulation of protein kinase activity. The annotation marks the transcript as partial. The transcript has 2 exons. The record is from RefSeq and is a predicted model, not a curated record.
ACGGCAGCCUGAGCGAGGAGGUGCCCGCCCAGCCCCCGCCCGCCCCCCCCAACCACCAGUACGCCAAGUCACUGCCCGUCUCCGUGCCCGUCUGGGCCUUCCGGCAGCCGGGGCUCGAGCAGCGCUCGUCCGACGAGGAGAACGCCAAGCACUCAUCCCCCGACCUGGAGAAGAUCGCGGCCAGCAUGCGGGCGCUGGCCCUGCGCGGCUCCGACGGCACUGAGAUGUUUGGGGACCUGCCCCGCCCCCGCCUCAACACCGGGGACCUCCAG